GAGUCAACUCAAAAUUGUGCUUCCUGCCAGGCAUAAUUCUCUGUGUCCAUCAGACACGGUACCAUAACAGCUCAACCCUCACCAGGCCGAGGAAGCCUUUUCUUGAAAUUCUCUCGUUGGCAUCAAAUUCAAUGAGAGCUUCCCCUAUCAUCAAGUUCUUUGUCAGUCCAUGGUUUAUUGAGCUAUUCAUAUAUUUUAGUUGAUGCGAUGAGAGUUCAGGUUCUCUUCAAAUUUAUGCUUAAUGUUCUUCAUAAGUACUUUAGGCCUAACUUCCAUGUGCAUCUGAAACUCUAAUCAACGCAUAGCAUUAAGUGGAUCUGCAUAACAUAGUGCUAAGAGGGCUCUGCACAACACAGAACUAAGAGAGCUACCUCCAUUGUCUACUUGCACCCCAGUUCACAUAAUCGGCAUAUUUAGAGCCCAUCUCAACGCUAGGGAAUAACACUAACCAUAAAUUUAGUUUUUUACAGGGGUUUGUGUGCCUUCUAGAUCUAUUAUGUUUAUUUUAGAAGUUUUGUGUUAGCUUCAUAUUAUAAUUUUUUUUUCUUUAUUGAUCAAAUCAGGGAAGGAAUAAUAUUGAAGGUCUUGUCUUAGAUCUAACCACUUCUACAGAUGGACAAAUGACUAUCUCAUUGUUCGAAAGAAUGCCAAAUUUGCGAUUACUUCGAUUAAUCAAUGCACGUGAUAUUAAAGGAAAUUUUAGUAAUUUAUUUCCUAAAUUAAGGUGCAUUAGAUGGCAUUCUUGUCCGUGGACGCAUAUACCUUCCACAUUUCAUCCACAAAAUCUCGUCUCUAUGGAUAUGCCGAUGGGUAGAUUCAAGAUACUGUGGAAGGGGCCAGUGCCUAUCAAACAAUUGAACCAUCUGAGUUGUUUGUAUCUGAGCCAAUGCCGUGAUUUAAAACGGCUACCAGAGCAAUUAGGUGAUAUGAAGACCUUACAGAAGAUUGAUGCAAGUUUUACUGCAAUUAAGAAACUGCCAGAAUCAAUUACUCACCUCAAGGAUUUGAUUGAGUUGAACUUGAGAUUUUGCAAGAAGCUUAAAAAGUUUCCUGAGCAAUUUGGGGAGCUCAAAGGAUUAAAGAAGCUUAAUGCAGGUCAUUCUGCAAUUGAACAACUUCCGGACUCUAUUACUCAACUGAAGGAAUUGCUUACGUUGUACUUGUUCGGUUGCAAGAAGCUUAGAAAGCUACCUGAGCAAAUUGGGAAUAUGCAAGGGUUAAGGACAUUUCAUGCAAGUAAUAGUGCACUUGAACAACUUCCAGAUUCGUUUUCAUGCCUAAUUAAUUUGGAGAGACUAUACUUGUCUGAAUGCAAGAACCUUGCAAAUCUUCCGAAUAGCAUAUGGCAGCUCAAGUCACUUAAAGUGCUACACCUGGAGUCCUAUUCAAGUCUGGUGCAGUUGCCUGAGCACUCGGGGAUGGUGCAAUGUUCACAAGAUCUGCAUGCAUAUCGCACAUCAAAGGAAGAAGUUCCUCCAGAUUCGACUGGACAGCUGCGCAGGUUACAAGUUUUGGGUUUAGGAUGCAAGAAGCUUGAAUUUGUACCUUAAAGUAUCUGAAUUCUUGUCUCGAUUGAAUAUAACAUAUUCACCCCACGGAUGUAGCUAGGUGCAACCAUUUCACAUUUUCACCUGAUUCAGUAAAUAAAAUAUAAACAAAAUUAGGCGC
This is a messenger RNA of Daucus carota subsp. sativus, 1668 nucleotides long. RefSeq names its product disease resistance protein RPV1-like. The record is from RefSeq and is a predicted model, not a curated record. The coding region runs from base 621 to 1550 and encodes 309 amino acids. The transcript has 2 exons. NCBI's taxonomy places the organism in Eukaryota, Viridiplantae, Streptophyta, Magnoliopsida, Apiales, Apiaceae. Gene Ontology annotation, molecular function: protein binding.